Messenger RNA from Entrophospora candida, 747 nucleotides. NCBI's taxonomy places the organism in Eukaryota, Fungi, Glomeromycota, Glomeromycetes, Entrophosporales, Entrophosporaceae. The record is from the annotation of a GenBank genome assembly.
CUCCUAAUAAUACAAUUUAUCAAAACCCUGAAGACAUUUAUCAAAACAAUAAUUAUCUUGCUCAUCAAAACCCUGGAGAAAUUUAUCAGGGCGUUGGUUACAUUCACCAAAACAUGGUUCAUAAUACAAUUUAUCAAAAUGUCUGUGAUAAUAAUUACACUCAUCAAAGCAUGAUUCAUAAUUAUCUUAUUCAUCAAAACUCUAGAGAAAUUUAUCAAAACAUUGGUAAUAAUAAUCACGUUCACCAAAACAUGGUCCAUAAUACAAUUUAUCAAAACCCUGAAGAUAUUUAUCGAAAUGUCGGUGACAAUAAUUAUGCUUAUCAACAAAACAUGAUUCAUAAUUAUCCUGUUCAUCAAAACCAUGGAGAAAUUUAUCAUAAUAAUAAUUACGUUCGCCAAAAUAUGGUUCAUAAUUCAAUUUAUCAAAACCCAGAAGACAUUUAUCAAAAUGUCAGCGAUAAUAAUUACGCUCAUCAAAACAUGAUUCGUAAUUAUCUCAUCCAUCAAGGCCCUGGAGAAAUUUAUCAAAAUGUCGGUGAUAAUAAUUACACUCAUCAAAACAUGAUUCAUAAUUAUCUCAUCCAUCAGGGCCCUGGAGAAAUUUAUCAAAGCAUCGGUAAUAAUAAUUACGUUCAACAAAAUCAUAAACACGAGGACGUUUAUCAAAAUGCUGGUGAUGAGAAUUACAUACGUCAAAACAUGAUUUAUAGUCACCAAAACAAUUUCGUCGCUGAACAGAACUCAA